UGUGGACGUCACAGCGGACGGAUCGUACUUGUCGUCAUUGCAAUCACAGCCGCCAACGUCAGUUUCGGUAAUGUCGGGUCAGAGCUGCAUAACAAUACACAGUUAAGCGGGACUCCGGUAUCGCUUGUAGAAGUAGCAAUCAAUGUAACCGCAGGAAAGUUUCGACGACAAGAACAAGUAGAAUGAGCUAUUAUUACAUCCGGCAGUGUUAUCCUUAGCAGCGCAUAGCUCACAGGUGUUAAGUCUUAAAUGGAUAUUUACUCCUUCCUCAAUGAUGAUGACUGGAAAUAAGCAUUAGUGUGAUAAUGUGUAUGGAUCAUAUGGGAUGAGGCAGGAUUAUAACAGGCUCUUCGUCGUUUAUCAUAGUGUGCACGUGUGCAGGGACAUGAGAGUCUCCAAACAUCGAAAGAGUCGAAGCAUCAAGCAGAACUAUACCCAAGUGAAUGUGACAAGUUGUUGACAAGAACAGAUUAACGUUGCGGAUGUUGUUGUUAAUCAAAGUGCAAUUGAGUUAGGUGUUAUUAUUCAGUGUUGACAGAGACAAUCUAAAUAACACAGGUGGAUUGGAUUAUUACAUCGCAAGGAUUACAUAUCUCUUUCUCAUAAAGUUUCCAUUCCUUUGCAAGGAUAACUAAGUGCUAUCGUUGUACAAUCGGUAGCAGCGCUAUGGCUGCUCCAGGACUUGGUGCUCUGAGUGCAGGUGGCGGCGUAGGUGUCGCCGCCUGGAUCAGAGACCCACCAGGGGCAACGUCAGCUGAUGCUCGAAUUAAGCCCGAGCGUUCGACAAAUCGUCGGAACGUGCAAAAGCUCACUUGGCGUAGUUCGCACUGGGCGGCAGGAUUUGCGGCUAGUAAUAACAACAACAACAACAACAGCAGCACCAGCAGCAGUAGCAGCAGCAGCAGCAACAACAACAACAACAACAACAGCAACAACAACAACAACAACAGCGCAGGCUCGCCCACUUUAGCUUCGGGUCCCAAUGCUUCGACAACAGACGACACGAGCGGAAGGGUUCAGUCUAUGACCAUCUCAGAUGUUUCGCCUGGUCUAGCAAUUCGUCGUAUUUUGCGGUUGUUUGAAGCGUCGCAAAUGAAAGAAGCUGCCAACCUGAUCAAUCGAUUAAAUGCGGUAACAUUCCGCACAAUGUUGCCCGAUCUCCCGAUCGAAAUAUUUGUCGAAACUAUGCCCCACACCCUGCCAGUCCUGGAAGCGAUCUACGCGAGAGCUUUUCUCGCUGCCGGUGAGCCCGGAAUUGAACCGUCGCUGAAGGCACUGCGGCCUGAGGCCGUCGUUUUCCAGAUGGUAAAGCUGUUCGCGGCAGGCCACCAAGACAAAAGGGCGGCUCUGGCCCCGUCGCAGGACCAGCCUUCGCCAGGUGGAAGCAAAGACAUCUCUGACCCAAAGGACCAAGAGACGAUCCGCCCGACGACAACGACGCAACAACCGACGCCAGCUGAAAUCAUCGCCUGCAAGAAACUAUUAAAGAUAAUAGUUCUGAGUGAGCCACAGCUGCGAGCAAUAAUAUCCAGACGCAAACGUGCCUUGGAUCGUGCUGUCCAGAGUCUUGGUCAACACGGACUUGUCGGGACUUCAGACGAUGCUCUCAUGAACCUACACGAUGCACUCAAGUUGGAGUUUGAACGAAUCCUUUCGCAAUACAAGGCGGCUGUAGGCAAGCUGGAAGAACAAUGGUUGGCACCCAAGGCCCCCGUGGCGCGCAGUCUGGUGCACGGACCUGCACCCACCAGGGCAUCCCAUCAACGGCAAUUAUCUUUGCGUCAGAGCGAAAUUCAAGAACGGCUAAUCAAGAAUCAGAGCCUACUGAAUGUUCUUCAUCCAGCUCUAGCCACGCAUCGCAACCUUGAAUUGUUAUUGGCUGUCUUGCAAAGAAGGAUCGACUUCGAUAAAGAUGUCCUGUUUCAGUUCACGCAGCUACGCAAGGAGGCGUCGGAUGUUGAUGCGGAGGCGUCCAUUGUGUCUGCGGCACUCAUGUGUUACUCGUGGGGUUGCCAAAAGGUCGUAGAGCUAAUGCGAGAGGUCGAGCCCUCGGGAGGAGCCGCGAGCGACGACCCUGAAGAUGAUUCGUCGACAGAUGUCAGCGCCGGUUACCACUCUGAUUCCGACUCGAAUUGUACUCGUUCCAACUGUUUGCUCUACAGCGCGGCGCCACAGACAGCGAGCAGCGCAGGCUCAGGAAACCGCGGUACCACCCCUCACGGAAGCGGACCAAGUCCAUCCAGUCGUGCGGGUUCUUCGGGUUCAUCAGGGGUGUCAGUUAUAUCCGGUGUAUGGGAUCCCGCCAAUUUAGCUAGAGAACUUGAGGCUCUUCGUACCGAGCUGGAAAAAGCUCGACAAACCAUUAACUCGAUGCAAAUUGCGGAGCAACAGCUUAAACAAAGACUGGCAGCAGAGGCACCUCGCACAGCUGGUGGCCUCUCGGUGGCGGAUCGUGGCCUGAAUUUGGCGAAUGGACCGGCUGCAGGAGGGACGGGUACCGGUACCGUUGGAGGUCCAGGAGUGGGUGGCCUUCUGGAUAAGCGGCCUUCGGCGCUUAUUCGUCGGUACGGAGCGUUAUACGCCCAAGCGCGGAUCGAUACUCUUGACGCACUCGAGAAACUGCCACAGCUUAGUGAUUGUGACGAACUCAAAUCCAAGUUGCUUUUCUCUGUUGUUGUGCUGGCUUUCCGUUCAGUAGGAAAUACAAUUGCCGACAUGAAAUCGCAAGUGCGGCGUGCCCUACGCGUGAAAGGUGACGCUACCUCAGAUCCGUAUGCCGAAGAUCUUGAGGCCAGCGUUGAGCUGUAUCUCCGAUCAAAAGCCGAGGAUUUCGAUGUUACGAAGAACAUUCAGGACGUCUGUCAACAGAUUCUGGCAACUCUGUAUGAUUAUCCUUGUCUGAAGGAAUGCCGAGGUUUGAUCACCUAUGUAGGCGAUAGUGUCCGUCUCGCAUGGGCACUCUCCACUCAGACGCCCCCAUACAGACUGGAAUUCGAGGCACGGACGUUCCGACCCGAUUAUCAUGUGCGCUUCCAUUCAUCAAAUCAAGGAUCUGACCAUAUCUGCACCUAUCUCUGGCCCGCUCUCAUUGAAGCUGAGAAUGGUCCUUGUGUUCACAAAGGUGUCGUCAUUACAUAAUCAUUAUAGCCAAAAAUACACUGUAGUUAAGCCUUUGCCAACACGAUUUGCGACAUUUCUUCCUCAUUCACUUUUUUGCUUCAUCGCCAAACCUUCAGUCAUCAAGCUCCUGGUGAUGAUGAUGAUGUCGCCACCAAAAGCUUCGUGACAUAACUGGCUAUGACUUGGUCAGUUUCAAUGACUGAACCGUUAUUCCAAACUUAUUCCCAAUGUACGAUAAGAUAUAUUCAAAACAUGCGUGCAAAACUGGAAAACAAAGUAUCGACAAAAGGAGGUGAGAAAUCGAAAGAUAUACAGGAGGCACAAAUCAACGUACAGAACACCCUCUAUUGAAACACAUCAAUGAUGAGAUUAUUAAAGACGUCUUCCUAAGACGUAUGCAGUAUCUACGACCGAAUGAAACGGUAACAACAAGAAUAUAUCGAUACUGUCACUAUUAUUAAUAUCUGCAUAGUUGCCGAUAGUAACAAUAUUGUAACGUAUCUCUCGAUUGUUGCUAGAGUAUGGUGAUGGUGAACGUUUGUAAUAUACGCUGUGGGCAAAGCAUUCGAUAACGACACAUCGUAGAUAUCCUGAGCAACUAUACGCAGAAAGCUUUUAGCCUGUAAUCGGUGAUUACAAAUUUCUCCUUUUGAAUACCAUAGACACAAUAAUAUAGAGCAAAGAUGUCAAUAAGGAUGACAUCGUCCAGUCUUCGAAAGAGCAUUAUGUUUGAUAGGGGACAUGCCUCACUCCUUUUGUAUGCCUCUUCCAUGAGGCUUACUAGGCCUCGUUGCCCUGAGCUAUAAAGUGUCAUGCUGUUAGCGACACUUAUGGCGGAAAAAAGUUGCAAACACCGAAACAAAUUGGUUUAAGCACGCUCAGAUGUAAUUAUGUGAUCAUUUUAAGAGAGAUGAGAUACAACACCUGAAAAAAAACUUGUCAGUAGCUACAAUAACGAUUAUGUUAAGAAAAAACAUGAUUAUGACAAUAAUAACAAUGAUAGGUAGAAUAUGAUUAGCUAGUAUAGAACAUCUACAGCACAGAAGCAUGCAGAUGCAACAAGUAAGACGAAAACAUAUCGGCAAAGAAUUUAUCUAACGGCGACCUAUCAAACUGUCUUCAUGCAGAUGGUCGAAAUCAGACCAAAUCGACAACCCGAAUAAUGCACUCACGAAUGUACGCCCACUUCUCUCUGCACGAUGAGAAGCGGAUCACUGUAGCCUACGUCCUCGGAAUUUUUAAGUUGUAUAUAUACAUACAAUCUAGAUUCACCUAAACGCGUCCAUGAAUAGAUAUGCUAUUACACGAAACCCUUCUCAAACUUACCAACUACACUAUAGACGAUCGUCGCCUAAGCCGAGUAAAUACGCGUGUUUAGUUAUGUAAUGUGUGUAUUGAGGACGUGAGGCUCUGAUGCGGCGACCUCAAAUCCCUCCUAAUCAGUACUGCAAACUUCCUACUCACAACAAAUAAACGAAGAUGAAUUAUUCAAAGUUUGUGCCUGACAAUACGGAUAAGAGGAAAUGUUCUUAGAGCCCAUCGACUUGGUUCGCCGAUCCGAGAAGCACUUGUUGUUGCGCAAGCCACAUCGCUCGCCUUGGAAGCAACACGAACUGUAUAAUUGUAUUACGUCCGUACAUAACGCCGUUUCGUUUGCGAAGACUACAAACAAGAUGGAUCGUUGUUGUGUACAGUGAUCACUUAUAUACAGAGUCUACCUGUUCAGCGGCGGUCGCUGCUUGAUCAGUCAGUACCGGAUCGUGUGAAUCAUGUCAAAAUGCUAAAAAACAACUGGAGUAAUCGAUGCGACUAUUAUACAGCUAACACAGUUUGCGAGCGAGGCUACGAAACCUAUCGAGUGCUAACUUACCCCUCGGUACGUUUUCGUUGUCUUCAUAUUUAUUCCUUCUAAAUACAAAUCGUGCAGGAUAAUACGAAUUUAGCUAUUAUCUCUAACGAAUAGGGAAGGAGUAUCUGCCAACAUCUGUCUAAUCGAAUGAGGAAAAAACUAACCGAGAUUAUAGUAAGGCACAUUUCAAACUAAAGAGCGAAUGAAAGAACACAGGCAAGCAAUCGUUCCUUGUUUUUUUUCACACAUACAACUGGCCAUGUCCUUGUUAUAGUCAACACAAUUCGUGCUAGACAAUGGCGAUUUCAUCAGGCUGGCCAGCCAGCCAGCCAGCCAGCCAGCCUUUUACAACCUUGCCUGAAUUGAAAUGGAAGCAAGACCGGCUAGCAGAACUAGUUAAAAAGACUAGUCUAAUAAUAGACGGAACCGCUUCUUACUCUGCUUUGAACUGACCAUUUUUAAACAAACAAAUACACACAUAUACGAAUAUAAUUGACACUAUUAUAACAACGUUAUUGUACGUACCAUUCUUAUAUGCACACAUAGGUAUUAUACUGAUAUUAUUAUGGCAACAACAGCAGCAGUAUCAUAACGUCAUGCGCUGAUUUUACUGAUUAAAGAUAGCCAGACGCAUCAGGAUACAGACGCGCGAAGUGCUGUCGCCUGAAUGAGAAGAAAACAGAUCUAUGUACGACCCAUAUAUUUACUAUAAGACUAUUUCUGACAUCGUGAUAAUGAUGUCUAUGACGACAUAUAUAUCGUAUGAUAUAUACAUAUGCUAUUAGCUAGAUGAACGGAUCAUGAAAGCAAUUAGGAAACUGCAACCACUACAACUAAACAGUACCGACGAACACUCCAUGUGCCUACGGAAUCUACCGGUUCCAACCUAUUCCUUCUACUUGGGUCCAUCUACUUAAACGAGUCUGGCGAUUCACCAAAAAUGUUCUGUUCGUGGAUAUAAACAGUGACGAUAAUAAUCAUUCGCCAUCUUAACUCAAAAACCGACUACAUAUAUAUACAUUAAGUUCAUACAGAAGCGCCGUCUUACGGUAAAAAAGAGAUUCGAAGAAGUGUGCGUAAGGGAAGAUAAGAUGCAUGCAUAGAUGGUGGGGAGUAACCAGAGAUGCAAACUAUAUCGCUUAGCUAAGUUAGCUAGAUUCGAUACCCAAAUGUUAUAACUUAUAAGCAAGUAAUCUUAACAAGCUGCGCGUAACAACAAACACUAGUGCGAGAGCAGAGUCGGAAAAAGCUAACCAAUCGAUAGAACAGAACGUGUAUAAGAUAAAAAGACAAGUCAUAAUGACAAUAUGGUUCAUUGAUUAUGACGAUGACCAUGAUAAGAAGGAAGCAAAAACACCGCAAGUGUGCCGUGUACAUAACUAUGCUCCGUCAGUAAACGGUAGUUAAUAUCCAGUAUCACGAUGUAACGGAUCUACGUCCUGCAUGCUACGAUAUGACACAUAUAAGGCGUACAGAACCCAUUCCACUUAGGCUCCACCGUCUAAAACUUUAUCAUCACUUCGACCUCCAGUGUUCAUUAGGGAACAUUUUUUUCUUUAGAUGUUAUUGAACAAGUCCUCACUUAUAUAAGUCCGUUGUAUGACUCACAUCAACGUUGACCGACGUAUUGAUAUCGUUUUACUAUUUAAACAGUUUUCAUAGCAGGAAAUUCGGUGCACACCUGAUGCCUGUUAAGUGUGUGAUAACCUUAUGAAUAGCAAACUUCAGCGCUAUCGUUGAUUUUUUGAUAUAGGUCAAAGCCCGAAUGAUAAAAGUCGCUUUCAGCUUGAUAGGAGUUUUCACAUUAAAAAUACCGUGUAAAA
Varroa destructor (honeybee mite) is the source of this 6792-nucleotide messenger RNA. RefSeq lists its product as uncharacterized. Lineage: Eukaryota; Metazoa; Arthropoda; Arachnida; Mesostigmata; Varroidae. The record is from RefSeq and is a predicted model, not a curated record. Gene Ontology annotation, biological process: mitophagy by internal vacuole formation; mitochondrial protein catabolic process. Gene Ontology annotation, cellular component: mitochondrial outer membrane.